Molecule: messenger RNA, 4331 nt
Organism: Salarias fasciatus (jewelled blenny)
Lineage: Eukaryota; Metazoa; Chordata; Actinopteri; Blenniiformes; Blenniidae
Exons: 3
Coding region: 1489-3132 (547 amino acids)
Molecular function (GO): GTP binding
Source: RefSeq, a predicted model, not a curated record
CGGCACCGCCGGCAGCAACCUCGCUGCUGGAGCGGUGCUCCUGGCCCUGGUCCUGGUUCAGGUUCUCCCCGUGGUGGUGGUGGUGGCUCCCGGAAUGCCUCUUCACGGCCUCCCUGAUUAGCCUCAGGCGGGCAACGGAGGCCGUGGUCCGGGGUGAUCACCGCGGCUCUGGGACCGGCGGGGCCGCGGCGGAGUGUCCUGGGGCCGCGUCGGAGAGCUUCUUCUCCGGGGCCGAGGUGGAGUAGGCCCGGGCCGUGGCGGAGUGAUCCGAAGCCGGGGCGAUGAGCUCCUUCUCCGGGGUCGUGGUGGGGAGCUCCUUCUUCGGGGCCGAGGUGGAGUGGACCAGGACCGCGGAGGAGAAAUCCAUCUCUGGGGCCGGGGUGAAAUGAUCCGGAGCCGUGGCGGACUGAUGGCGUUGCCUGGUGGUGUCUAGCGGCGUGGCUUCCGGGGUAUCGUGGCGGCGAGCAGCGGACCCACCAGAGGACGCGGGAGCAGCAGAGGCCGCAGCAGGCCGCGGACCCUCACCACCCGCCAGGCUGUCGUCAUACUACACCAGGGCACUGUAGCGGUUAGAGAGGGGCAGUGGAGGCGAAGCCGCGGUGGGCUUAGGCUUGCGGCCCUGCACUACCACCUGGUCCGGAGUAGAGCAGGAGGGAGCCCAGGGAGCUGGAGCGGUGGUGUUGUUCAUGAAGGAGGAGAUGAGCAUGGAUUGUCCCUCGGCCAGCGUCCGGGCCUGCUCCAGCAGAUCGUCUUUUUCCCUGAGCUCCUCCGACAGCCGGCGGAUGUCCUCCAGCAGGUCGGUGACGAUCCUGUUCGCCUUCACGACCAGGGGGUGCAGGCGAGGUCCCCUGUGCAACGCUGCGGCCAUGUUGGGCUGGCAGCACGGCCUCACACACCGGUACCCACACCUCUGAGAGGCAGAGAGAGGCACGCUUCUGCCCCUCCCCCCGUCAAUUCUCGGCAGCCCACCACGAUGCCCACCCCCCUCAUCGACAAUUUCAUGGGAGCAUGGCCCGCCACCGGGGCAUCAAGACAAAUUCAAGACAAAUGUGGCCCUCUCCACCAUUUAAGUUGCCCAUCCCUGAUAUAGAUAUAGAUACAGAUAGACAGACAUCUGGCUGCAGUAAAUUUGAGUAAAACACAGCUUGCUGAUACCAUGUCAAUGCACUGAUAGAAACACAGACGUCAGGUUGUGAAUAACAAAUUACCAGGGGUCAUCAGGUCAGUAGGUAAUCCUAAUCCUGUGCAAACUGAUCUUAAAACAGACUUUCACAAUCCUGAUAUGUGGAAAUUGAGAAAAUCAAGAUUGUAGUACAGACCUCUAUACAGGUGUGCAGCUGUGAUCGGUUGAGUCUUAUGCGUCUGAUCCCAUCUUUCUUGUUCUUCCUUUUGCAGGUUAAAGCAAUCUGACCGAACUGCUGCAUCAGUACAUCACCUCAACACCAUGACAUCGUUGACUUACCCUGAAAUUUUCAAUCGUUGAUAAGCAUGACUACGAAGCAGAUUAUCAACUCAGCAGUUCAACUCAGGGUUUUCCAGUGCCUCAGUAACGUCUCAUCCAAAUAUAAAGACCUGGUCAAAACAAGCAUCCUGAUCUCAGGAGGAUGUCCCAAAAUCUACCAGUUAAAACCCAAGAAGGACAAUAUUGGCACUGUGACCAGAAUGACUGUUGGAGAGAGAAGCCUGAACAGGCCCAAUAAAACCGUCCUGCUGGUUGGUGAAACAGGAAGUGGAAAGUCUACACUGAUCAACGCUCUGUUCAACCACAUGAUGGGAGUGACCUGGGAGGAUAAAGUCUGGUUUGAGAUAGUGAAAGAGGAGAAGACGUCUGAUCAGAAAGUGAGUCAGACUUCAGACGUUAUUAUGUACCAGAUCUUUGGUGAUGAAGGUAACGCUCCACCCUUCUCUCUGACCAUCAUUGAUACUCCUGGAUUUGGAGACACCAGAGGGACUGAACGUGACACCAAGGUCAGUGAAAGACUGCUGGGCCUGUUUCGAGCAGACGACGGCGUGCACAGCAUUCAUGCUGUGGGUCUGGUGUUGAAGUCAAGUGACAAUCGUCUGAGUGAUCGACUGUUGUACGCCUUCAACUCAGUGAUGUCUCUGUUUGGAAAAGACAUGGAGAAAAACAUUGUGGCUCUGGUGACUCAGUCAAAUGGACUCACACCUAAAAACGCUCUUGAUGCUCUUGAAGGAGCCAAAAUCAAAUGUGCAGUUAACAAGAAGAACCAGCCCACUCACUUCCUGUUUGACAACCUGCAGAAAACAGAGAGAACAGAGGAAGAAGAAUUCAUUGUGGAGCAUGUAUGGAAAAUCUCCAAGAGAGGGAUGAAGCAGUUCACUGCCUUCUUAGAUGAAAUAACUCCUCAGACACUGGAUGAAACUGUCAGAGUCCUGAAUGAACGUGUUCGUCUGACAGCCUGCAUCAAAAACCUGCAGGAGAGGAUCUAUGUGAAAGAGCUGAAGAGAAGAGAGAUCCAGCAGAAACAGGAAGCUGUGAGAGAAUGUAAAGAAAUGAUGAGAGAGAAUAAGAAAUACAGCGGUCAUGUAGAGGUGCCAUACAAAAUAAAAAAAGACUUACCUACUGGAGGCUGGGGCCUCUUCAAGUAUUCAGGAGCUGUCUGCUGCACUUCCUGUGAGGAGAACUGUCACUAUCCAUGCUCUGUGUCCUGGACUGCAGGAAUGUGUGAGGUGAUGAAAAAAGGCCGCUGUACUGUUUGCAGUGGGAAGUGUCCUGCAUGGUCUCAUGUCAAAAACAAAUGGAGAUAUGUCACUGAGUCAAAGAGAGUUCCAUAUACUAACAAAGAGAUGAAAGAGGAGUUUGAGAAGAACAAGUUGGCCGGAGAUGAAGAAGAAAACCUACUGGAGACGUUAAAAGACCAGGAGACGAAGAUGAUGGAGGAGGAGAGGCCACUGCUGGAUGAAGCCUACCAACAUGUGAUCAGUCUGCAGAAGAUCGCCCUCAACGUCGACUCAGUGUCCACCUACGUCCUCUAUGACUUCCUGAUUGAGAAAAUGUCAGAGAGAGGAGACCAGGAGAAGGUCCAGAAGCUGAAGGAGAUGAAAGAUAAAGCGGACCAACAAACCAAGUCAGGAGCAGCUUAUGUGCGCAAUACACUCAAGGUAGUUUAAAACUGGUACAUGAAGUAAAACUAAGAGCUGAGCGUCCUGUCAGAGAGAAGCUGUUUUAAGUGUCCACUGAUGUUCUGUAGAUAUGAAGAGGAGAAAGAAUAGAUACAUAGAAGAAUUAUAAAUUAUAUACAUGAGAAAGCAAAGGAGGCAGGGAGAAAGACUCAGGGGUCAGUCCAUCCUGAAGCUGGAGGAUUAGCCCUGAAGCUACCAAAUGUGGUGAGGACUGGAUAGGAUGAAUUAAUGUUUGGGAUUAUUGUCAAAAGAGGUUGAAAAAAUGAAUGUUGCUUUUCAGUGACACGAGUUCACAGUAGAAAGUUUGACUGAUUCUAUUUUUUUUUCUUUUUAUCCUUUACACUUUGAUUUUUUUAAAAGUAUCAUGUAAGCUCAUUUGAUCAUAUAUUAUUUUAUAAUCCCGCUCAUAUAUAAUCCCAUGCAUGCUGGCUGUUGUUCAGCUCAGUAAAGUAUUGUUGUGUUUGAAAUCCGACAUUAUUAUCUUUUGCUUCUCUGCUCAUUUUGUUGUUUUAUGAUAAUGACAAUAAAUAUUCUGAAUCUGAAUAAAGUAGAACAGGAUGCAGCUGUUGAACUGAAUAUAACCCCACGAGUCGACAUCUUGUCCUGAUUGGCUGGUGUGAAGAACUCACCUGCAGAUCCCACGUGGGUUGAGUGCAUGAGUUUUUUGUUUUUUUUUUCCCAAUGUGUGCUUUUGUUUUUUUUUUUUGUUUUUUGUUUUUUGUGGAGAACUGAGGCUGCAGUUGGUUCCCUUGGUAACAAGACAGGACCACAUGUGUCAGAGCAGAAAGUGGACGGGAGAAUAUUAAAGCCCUGUCUUCCAGUGGCUCGCUCUCGUCCAGAGGCGGCCGCCUGCUGGAGCUCUCUGAACUUCCAAUCUGACAAAGAAAAAGAUCUUUGAAGAUUUCUGAAGCUGGAAAGAGUCAGCCUUUGAGGUUGAUGAGAAUCAGACACACAAAUUUAGAUUAAAAUCAGAUUAUCUGGAGCGGCGAAAUCUGAACACUGCUCUCCUGAAUUAUCCAAAUCCAAAUUAAUACAAGUCUGAAAUUUAAGACGAGUAAGAACCAACACAAAAUCAGUUCUCUUUGACAAUUAUUCAUUUAUUCUGGUGUUUUACCUUUUUACCAUAUUUUUUUUUAAUCAUAACUUGUAAUCCUUUCAGUGAAUAAAACCCAUAAAGGUUAAAAGUU